GGGAGCGGGACAGCGGUGGGAACCUCGAGAAGCUGCAGCUGCUGGGUGCUGCGGUGUGCGCGCCGGCGCGGCCCCGUGCGACGCCGACCCGGGCGAGGCGAGGUGGAGGCGGCGGCACUCAAAUAGCCACGCCUCCUCAGCCCUUCGCUGCCUCACACCACCACCGCACAUCCCCACCCCACACCACACCAUGGCCACCAAGGCCCGCGCCCACGUCAUCGCCCGCGCCGGCUCGCUUGCGCAGACGCUCGAGCAGCGCGACGUCGAGCUGCCCGCGCUCGGUGCCGACGAGGUGCGCGUGCGUGUCGCCUACGCCGCGCUGAACCCCGUCGACUACAAGAUUGCGGCGCUGCUGCCCGGCUUCCUGCAGAAGCUGCCGCGCGUGCCGGCGUCCGACUUCUCCGGCACCGUCGACGCUGUCGGGGCGUCCAUCGACUCGCUCAAGCCCGGCACGCGCGUGUACGGCUUCGUGCCCGCCGAGGACCUGGCGCGCGGCAAGAACGGCGCGCUGGCGACGUUUGUCAACGUGCCGCGCAAGUUUGUGCUGCCCGCGCCGGCGCACCUCAGCGACGAGGAGCUCGGCGGCGUGACGCUCGUCGGCCUCACCGCCCUCACGCUCGCCGCCACGCUCAGGCAGGGCGACCGCGUGCUCAUCGUCGGCGGCAGCACGGCCGUCGGCCUGCUCGCGGCCGACGUGGCGCGCGCAAAGGGCGCCUCGCUCAUCGUCGCCAGCGCCAGCGGCGCCAAGGCCAAGUUCAUCAAGGAGCGCGGCGUCGACGAGACGAUUGACUACCGCGAGGUCGACGUCGCCGGCGAGCUGGCGCUGCGCUACAAGAACGAGCCGUUCGACGUCGCGUGGGACUGCAUCGGCGACGCAUCGAUCCACGCCAAGAGCCCCGCGUACCUGAAGCCAGACGGCGAGUACCGCACCGUCGGCGCGACGGGCAUCGUGCCGGAGACGGGCAUCUUCAGCACCAAGGUGCUCGGCCUUGUCGGCUUCCAGCUCAAGGCUCGCGUGCUGCCCUCGUUCCUGGGCGGCAUUCCGCGCAAAUUCUCGAUGCUGCACCUCGACAAGACGCUCUUCCCCGAACUGCAGCGCCUCGUCGACUCAGGCAAGAUCCGCCCAGUCGUCGACCGCACGUUCGCCUUCGACGAGGCGCGCGACGCGUACGCCUACCUCAUCGACGGCCGCGCCCUGGGCAAGGUCAACGUCGCUGCGGCGCGCAGCUGAGC
Molecule: messenger RNA, 1233 nt
Organism: Tilletiopsis washingtonensis
Lineage: Eukaryota; Fungi; Basidiomycota; Exobasidiomycetes; Entylomatales
Product: GroES-like protein
Exons: 6
Coding region: 191-1231 (346 amino acids)
Molecular function (GO): oxidoreductase activity
Source: RefSeq, a predicted model, not a curated record